Molecule: messenger RNA, 1456 nt
Organism: Panicum virgatum (switchgrass)
Lineage: Eukaryota; Viridiplantae; Streptophyta; Magnoliopsida; Poales; Poaceae
Product: transcription factor LAF1-like
Exons: 3
Coding region: 185-1102 (305 amino acids)
Source: RefSeq, a predicted model, not a curated record
CGCGUCCUGUUGACAGGCCCCAGAGCGCUCCAUUCCGAAGGCGUGUAGCCGAAGCCCCUCCUGUAGCGGCAAAUAGCUAGCUGGUCUGCUCCCUCUCUGUUCUGCUGCUGCCGCCUUCCUCCUGCUGCUCGGAGUCGGGGGCUCGGCUCAGCGAGCUCGCGGUGGUGGUGGGCAUUCUCCGGCAAUGGUGUGCAAGGCGUGUGACAAGCCCAAGCCCAACUACCGCAAGGGCCUGUGGUCGCCGGAGGAGGACGAGAAGCUCCGCGACUAUAUCCUCCGCCACGGCCACGGCUGCUGGAGCGCGCUCCCCGCCAAAGCCGGGCUCCACCGGAACGGCAAGAGCUGCAGGCUGCGGUGGAUCAACUACCUGCGGCCGGGGCUGAAGCACGGCAUGUUCUCGCCGGAGGAGGAGGAGACGGUGAUGAGCCUCCACGCCACGCUCGGCAACAAGUGGUCGAGGAUCGCACGGCACCUGCCUGGCAGGACCGACAACGAGGUCAAGAACUACUGGAACUCGUACCUCAAGAAGAGGGUCGAGGCAGGCGCCAAGGAGGGCCCGGGCACGCCCGCGCCGCCCGCGACCAGCUCCGGCGCCGGCGACACGGAGGACUCGCGUCAGAGCGCCAAGCCCGGGGAAGACGGCGCGGCGGCGGCCGACGGGCCGGCGGACUCCGGCGGCUCGUCGGAGCCGCGCGAGUCGUCGUCGGCCGACUCGAGCUGCCUCACGGGCCCGCCCGCCGCCGCCUGCAGGCCCCACGCGCCGCCCGUGGCGCCCAAGGUGAUGUUCGCGGACUGGCUGGACAUGGAUGUGGUGGACUGCCUCGGCGGUGGCCCGGGCGCGGCAGCACCUGGUCUGGACGCUGCUUCCGCGGGCGCGGUUGGUGCGAGCGACCAGCACCACCGCCAGGUGAUGAGCCAGGGGUCCGUGCAGGUGGACGGCCCGUGCGGUGUCGAUGUGUCCCUGCACGGCUUCGGCGACAGCGGCGCCAGCUGCUGGGAGUUCCAGGAGCACUUCGACGGCAUCGGCAUCGGCAUCGAUCAGAUGAGCACCACCGGCUUCUGCGACCUGCUCUCCAUGAGCGACUACUUCGGGCUCAACUAGGAUCGCCCCGGGUUGGUGGUGAUCGUUGGUGAACGGAUUUGCGGGGUUCUUUUUUUUUCGAAAACUUUAUUUAGAAGUUUCGGUGAAAGGCUUGUUUGUGAUUGUAAAUUAUUGUCGUGUACGUAUAGAGGAAUUUAAAAAGCAGAUAAAGUCAAGGGCCAUGAUGAUUGUUGCCGCCGUGUAAAGUAUUGCCGUGUUUGUUGAGGUUUGCUUUGGAGAGUACAGCACCGACGGAAAGGAAUGAGGAAUUAGGAAUAGAAGAAUGCUGUAGGAGUUGCACGCUUGCCUCUAGCUACUGGGCUGCACAAUUUGUGGUUUUGUUAAGUCAAAAAUGGGACAUCAUCUUUUUGUGCC